ACAACCAAACCCAGGUUGAGUCCACCUUCUGCUGAACGUGUUUGUCUAUAACUGACGACGCCGUUUCUCUUUCUGUUUCAGUUCGAUCCAUCUUCUUCAUUCUCUUUCCAACUCUAUAUUCUCUCUCUCUCUCUCUCUCUUUUCGAUUCCAUGCCUUUUUCUUUUUCGUUUUCUUUUUCCUCGCUUUGGCUUUCUUCCCUAAUCUAAUUCUCAAGAACCCUUGUUUCUAUUUCAGUCAUAGGUUCUGCAAUUAGUCACGGGUGUUUGUUCUUUUCAAUUGCUUUUCAGAGCUGUUAUAGUUAGUUCCCUACAUUCCCCCCUUUUUUGUUUUUAACUACAAUAUAGGGUUUAACUCCUGAGAAUCUUUUUAGAUUCCCUGAAUCUUGAUUCCAGAAUUUCCGAAUUUUGGAAUUUGGAUUCCCUUGAUUACGUGCUGUCUCUUUUGGGACUUUGGGGUUGUCCGUAGCUUAAGGUUUCGGAAAGUGGUGUUCUUUUUUUCUGGGCGGGAAACUGUGUCUUUGAGUCAGAACUAUGAUGGAGAAUCCUUAUGAGGUGCUUGGCUCAAAAGGGUUAAUUAAAAAACACGAAUUUGUGAGGGUUAUAGUUCAGUGUUUAUAUUCAUUAGGGUAUAGUAAGUCUGCAUCUUGUUUGGAACUGGAAUCUGGUGUUUCGUACAAGUCCACUGAGUUUCAGUUGCUUGAAUCACAUGUAUUGGAUGGGAAUUGGGAUGGUUGCCUUAGUUUUCUCAAUUCUUUGAGGGAUGUAUUGGGCGAAGGUAGAGAAUCUGCUUUGUUUCUUGUCUUGAGACACUGUCUUCUUGAGUAUCUGAAGCAUGGUGAGGAUGCUUUGGCUUUGGAUUUGCUUAGGAAACAGGUUUCUGCAUUGCAUCUUGAUCGUUACAAGGUUCGCAGCCUGGCUAAUAGUAUGCUUUCCUUGAAGGAUGUGGGCUUUGGUGUGAUAGAUGGUGAUGUUGUUCAUGAUUGGCGGAGGAAGUUAUUAACAGAUUUGGAAAAAUUGCUUCCUCCACCAAUUUCAGUACCUGAUAGAAGGUUGGAGCAUUUAGUUGAAACUACCGUUACAGCUUGGAUUGAUUCAUGCUUGUAUCACAAUUCAUCAAAUCCAAUUUCACUUUAUGACGAUCAUUAUUGUGGUAGGGAUCAAAUUCCUACUGUAACCACUCAGAUAUUGACUGGACAUAGAAAUGAAGUUUGGUUUGUACAAUUUUCUAACAACGGAGAGCAUCUAGCAUCUUCAUCCAAUGAUUGUACUGCCAUCAUUUGGAAGGUGUUAGAAGAUGGGAAAUUGACAUUGAAACACACACUUUGCGGUCAUCAACAGGCUGUAUCUUUAGUUGCAUGGAGUCCUGAUGACACCAAGUUGCUCACAUGUGGGAACAAAGAAGUUUUGAAGCUGUGGGAUGUUGAAACAGGUACAUGCAAGCAUACAUUUGGGAAUCAAGGCUUUAUUGUCAGCUCUUGUGCCUGGUUUCCCAACUCAAAGCAGUUUGUGUGUGGCAGUUUCGAGGCUGAAAAAGGCAUCUCCAUGUGGGAUUGUGAUGGAAACGAGUUAAAAGCAUGGAGAGGAGUGAGGAUGCCCAAAGUUGUCGAUAUUGCUGUUACUCCAGACGGUGAGUAUCUUAUCAGCAUAUUCGAGGAUAAGGAAAUUCGGGUUUUGCAUUUGGGAACCAAUGCCGAACGAGUCAUUGCAGAGGAGCAUCCAAUCACCUCCAUUUCAGUUUCUGGAGAUAGCCAGCUCUUCAUUGUCAAUCUUAACAGCCAGGAGAUUCAUAUGUGGGAUGUGGCCGGGAAAUGGGAUAAGCCAGUGAAAUAUAUGGGUCACAAGCAAUGCAGAUAUGUCAUCAGGUCAUGUUUUGGUGGAUUGGAUGGCACAUUUAUUGCCAGCGGUAGUGAGAAUUCACAGGUAUACAUUUGGAAUCCUCGGAACUGCAGGCCAAUAGAGAUUUUAUCUGGGCACUCUCUGACUGUGAAUUGUGUGAGCUGGAAUCCUAAAAGACCACAUAUGUUAGCAUCUGCAAGUGAUGAUUAUACAAUUCGUAUAUGGGGACCCAGCUAGAAAAGAACGUAACUAGAAUAGAUCAGUUGAACACAUGUGGCAUAUUAAGCUUUCAAGCCUAGUUUAGUGUAUAUAAUCUUUCCACUAUUCUUCCCCCCACCUUAAGUUUGUUCUGCAUGAGUUUGUAAAGUCCUGGUUCAUCCAUGCAGAAAUUUUGGCGUACAUUUCCGUCUAUAAAUCUUCUUUCCUUCUUUUGUUUCUAUACCCUUCGUUAGUUGUUUCCCUUUUGAUUGGUGUAAAAACUAGAAACUGAUGGGUCAGAGUUAGGGUAUAUUCUC
Gastrolobium bilobum is the source of this 2351-nucleotide messenger RNA. RefSeq names its product WD repeat-containing protein WDS homolog. Lineage: Eukaryota; Viridiplantae; Streptophyta; Magnoliopsida; Fabales; Fabaceae. The record is from RefSeq and is a predicted model, not a curated record. The transcript is spliced from 4 exons. Gene Ontology annotation, molecular function: protein binding. Bases 532 to 2073 code for a protein of 513 amino acids.